GCGACGACUGCUUCCAACCUUCCCUCGGCCCAGGGGGGUGAAGUAAGUUUGCCCCGGGAGGACAUACGGUUCUCCCUGCCGAAGGGUGCCGCCAUCACACAUGGCACGGUGGACCCUCGGGAGUUCCUGGGCGGGGUUACUCCUUUGCUGGAUAGGAAGGCCCUCGGCAAGCUCGAUGAUGAGGCUCUUGAGUCAAAGAUCCUCCGGCCCUCCCUCACUGCUUGCAUAGCCCUCGAUGAGCACGCCAGGAGGUUCGAUGAGUGGCGCCUCCAGAAGGUGCAACAGGAUGAGGCUAUGAAGAAGCUCAUCCGCGACAACGCCGAGUCCGUGAGGCAAAUGGCUCAGCUAGAAGGGGACCUUCAGCAGGCGAAGGCUGCGGCGGAGAAGGCAGCUAACGAGAAAGUUGAAGCUGAGAGGGCCGCUGCUGAGGCCGCGAAAAAAGCCUCCGAGGAUGCAGAGGUUGCCAAAGCGGAGGCUGCCGCCAGUGUUGUUGCUGCUUUCAUGGCCGAGGGGGUGGAGGGCCGAAGACCACAAAGACUGGGUGGCUUCGGUGGUGGAGGAGUCCGCCGAUGGGUGGGUGAAAGGCCCCGAGGCGAUGUGGUUAGCCUGAAAGGGCGAAGACUACUAUGCUGGGGGGAGUUCUUUACCCAGGCCCUUAUCUACAGAAGUCUGGCCCGGCACCUAAAGAUUGAGCCGAAGGCUUUCGAUCCGACGACAUAUGGCCUUCCCCCCUCCAACCAGAUAUCAG
Cuscuta europaea is the source of this 748-nucleotide messenger RNA. The record is from the annotation of a GenBank genome assembly. Lineage: Eukaryota; Viridiplantae; Streptophyta; Magnoliopsida; Solanales; Convolvulaceae.